CUUUCCAAAGAUGGCUGCUUGCUAGCUCCUCCCCACAGCAGCUGCAAAUUCUUGUUGCAGCUGCGGUGGUGGGUGCCUCUUGCUGGGCUACUGAAGUUGCACUCUGCAGCUCCCUGCCCUCUGCUCUCUCCAAGGCCAAUAGCUCAGGACUUUGGCCUCGAGGCAAAGCCUCGACUCUUAAGCAGAAAAAAGGGGGUGGUGCAAACUUGUACAGUGCAAUGCUUGCCUUCCUAGCGAGGAACAUGGCAAAGCCAUCAGGUUUGCUGAGGCCGGUGGCACUGAGGAAACUUCCGGGCCGGUACCUCGCCCACCAGGAGAGCUUGCCUCGCCUCCCCAUCCCGCCUCUCCAGCAGACGUUGGACCGCUACUUGUCUGCGCUCCAGCCCAUCAUCAGCGAGGAGGAACUCAGCCACACCAGGGAGCUGGUGCAGGAUUUUCUGAAACAGGGCGGUGUUGGGGAGAGGCUACAGAAAGGACUGGAGAGAAGAGCCCGGAAACAUGAGAACUGGCUUUCUGACUGGUGGCUGAAAACUGCAUAUCUAGAGUAUCGGCUGCCUGUGGUGGUACAUUCCAGUCCUGGAGUAGUUUUGCCCAAACAGGAUUUUCUGGAUCGGCAAGGGCAGCUAAGGUUUGCUGCGAAGCUGAUUGAGGGGGCUUUGGACUUCAAAACCAUGAUUGACAAUGAGACACUUCCUGUGGAAUACCUGGGUGGGAAACCCCUCUGCAUGAACCAAUACUACCAAAUCCUCUCUUCCUGCCGUAUCCCCGGCCCCAAACGGGACUCUGUUGUGAAUUACGCAAAAGGAAAGAAGCCUUCAACGCAUAUCACUGUAGUCCACAACUUCCAGUUCUUUGAGCUGGAUGUCUACAGCAGCGACGGCAGCCCCCUGACGACUGACCAGAUAUUUAUUCAGCUGGAGAAGAUCUGGAACACCUCCCUCCAAACCAACAAGGAGCCAAUUGGGAUCCUGACCACCAACCAUCGCAACACCUGGGCCAAGGCCUACAAUAACCUCAUCAAGGACAAAACCAACAAAGAGUCUGUGCGUUCAAUUGAAAAGAGCAUCUUCACUGUCUGCCUGGAUGCACCAAUGCCCCGUGUCUCAGACGAUAUCUACAGGAGCCGUGUGGCUGCCCAGAUGUUGCACGGUGGGGGCAGUCGCUGGAACAGUGGGAACCGCUGGUUUGAUAAAACGCUUCAGUUUAUUGUGGCCGAGGAUGGCUCCUGUGGUUUGGUGUACGAACAUGCCCCCUCGGAGGGUCCCCCUAUUGUCGCCCUACUAGAUCAUGUUGUGAACUAUACAAAGAAACCAGAAUUGGUGAGAUCGCCAAUGGUCCCCUUGCCGAUGCCCAAGAAACUCCGGUUUAACAUCACCCCAGAAGUGAAGAAUGAUAUCGAGAAAGCGAAACAGAACCUUAACAUCCUGGUGCAAGACUUGGAUAUCAGUGCAAUUGUCUUCCAUCAGUUUGGGAAGAAUUUCCCCAAGUCGGAAAAGAUCAGUCCAGAUGCUUUUAUCCAGAUUGCUUUGCAGCUGGCCUACUACAGGAUGUAUGGGGAGGCCUGUUCCACCUAUGAGAGUGCCUCACUCCGGAUGUUCCGCCUGGGCCGGACAGACACGAUCCGUUCUGCCUCCGUAGAUUCUCUCAAGUUUGUGGAAGCCAUGGAUGAUUCUGGCAAGCAGGACCUGGAGAAGGUGGAACUACUGAGACAAGCCACCCAGGCUCAUCGUGCCUACACUGACAUGGCAAUUAGAGGGGACGCAAUAGAUCGCCACCUCCUGGGGCUGAAGCUCCAGGCCAUUGAGGACCUUGUCAGCAUGCCCGAACUGUUUAUGGAUACUGCGUACGCUGUUGCCAUGCACUUCAAGCUCUCCACCAGCCAGGUCCCCGCAAAGACUGACUGCGUAAUGUGUUUCGGCCCAGUGGUCCCAGAUGGCUACGGGAUCUGCUACAACCCCAUGGACGAACAUAUCAACUUUGCCAUCUCGGCCUUCAACAGUUGCGCCGAAACAAAUGCAGCCCGGAUGGCACAUUACCUAGAGAAGGCCCUCUUGGACAUGCAGCUGCUCCUCAAAUCGAACCCCAGGUCUAAACUUUAAAGGUGGGGGGAGUUGCGGUUUAAAGCCUUGGAGGCUCCAAAAUCCAGACAGUUGCACAAAGGCUUCAGCUGCAGGGAGUGUCUUACAUCCCUGAUCUCCAUGGAGUGAGGCCUGUUUGUGGUUCUAGGACUGCUAGGCCAAAAAACAAACAAACUAAGCUAAAAUAAAAAUACGUUUGGUUUUUGUUUUGAAAGGAGCUUGGAACAGACAGACUUUAUCCUGUGAUCAUGAAGUGCCUUAUUGCUUCCCCAGAAUUGGGGGGAUAGGUUUUUUUCUUGUCAUACCUGCAUUUUGUUUUUGCUGUGAAAACAAGAAUAUAGGAAUGGCAGCCUGCUUCCCACCUCAAACAAGUCCAGAGGGCAGCCAGGGAAUUCCUGCUUCCCUGUAGACCAGGGGUAGUCAACCUUUUUUUACCUACCGCCCACUAAUGCAUCUUUCUUGAUGGUAAAAUUUCCUUACUGCCCACCAGUGCUCGAUGGAAGGAAGAUUCAGCUUGUGCUGUAGAACCCCCUACCACCCACCUAGAAUCCUGAAACGCCCACUAGUGGGCGGCAGGGACCAGGUUGACAACCCCUGCUUUAGACACUGAGAAGGAACUGAAAUUAACUUGAGGCCGCCUCUGGAUCUGUCACCAGCUGCGUUUCCUCAUGGCCUCUUCAUAGAAUUAUAGUUGGGAAGGAUCAUCCAGUCCAGCCCCCUGGGUUCGGUCCGGCAGCUCUGUGCCAAUCCUGUGUGCUUGGGGUGGUUUGCUUUAUGAUGGGGAGGUGGGCUUCUUAAACCAAGGAAAUAUGGUCGCCUUUCUACUUUGCUGCUAGCUUGGAGAGGGGAUCGUUGCAGUGUAGCUUUAUCUGUUUUCUAUGCCCUCAACACCCAUCCACAGCUCAGAUCUCCGUUUUGUGUUUGCUUGGGUUUUUUAAUAUCCUUGUGUGUUUUGGGAAUCCAUCAGGAUGGGAGCACCCCCUGCUGUAACAGGUUCCUAUCCCCUGCAGAUCCACCCAUUUUAUCGUUUGAUAAUAAAGCACUCUUCGUUGUUGAAGAAGUAGGUGUUCUGGCCAUUUUCACUGUAGAUUGCCGACACCUCACCCCACCUGACACAGAAGUAUGCGAAGAUCAAGCAGUCUAAAGGAUUUGCUGGGUCUUGGUAAAAUCUACGAGAAACUGGUGAGAAGUCAAGUAGUCGGGGAGAAAGGAUGGGGCCUGGCUAGAAGUAAGAAUCUGCCGGGGGGGGUGUGUCUCCAACCUCCCUGUUCUA
Messenger RNA from Podarcis raffonei (Aeolian wall lizard), 3351 nucleotides. It is a transcript of the gene CRAT, whose product is annotated as carnitine O-acetyltransferase. Gene Ontology annotation, biological process: carnitine metabolic process, CoA-linked. The record is from RefSeq and is a predicted model, not a curated record. NCBI's taxonomy places the organism in Eukaryota, Metazoa, Chordata, Lepidosauria, Squamata, Lacertidae. Gene Ontology annotation, molecular function: carnitine O-acetyltransferase activity. Gene Ontology annotation, cellular component: peroxisome. The coding region runs from base 219 to 2099 and encodes 626 amino acids. The transcript is spliced from 14 exons.